Molecule: messenger RNA, 2252 nt
Organism: Clunio marinus
Lineage: Eukaryota; Metazoa; Arthropoda; Insecta; Diptera; Chironomidae
Source: the annotation of a GenBank genome assembly
CCUUUUCGAAUAUUACGCCAUCUAGCGGAAGUUGAAAAUUUUAAAACGAAUAAAAAAGGAUUAUAGCUAUAUAUUUGUAUAAAUAUUUAUGUAUAUAUAUAACAAAAAACAUCUAUUGUGGAUGAUAGCUUGAAUAAUUAUUCCGAAAUGGAUCAGGAAGAAUCAAUAGCGAUAAAUGGAGCACUUCAAAAAGACGAUGAAAUAAGAAGGAAUCAUAAAAAACGUACCAAGGAUUGUUUUUUACUAUUUUGUGAGGUAGUCUUACAGCACGAAAAAGAACUUUUAAGUGAGACUUUAAGAUCAUCACAAGAGUUACUUAACGAAAAACAAAUACCAGACAAGCAGAGGAGUAAUGGAAUUGUUGAUAAUAAUGCAGCCAUUAAUUUUGAUACUGACCGUGAUAUUUAUAAAGAAGAAAGUAGUGAGGAAACUGAAAGUCCUGGUGACAGUUUCAAUUCAGUGACAUGUUUUUGUGGGAAACCUUUUGCUGGGCGUCCCAUGAUAGAAUGUUCGGGCUGCCUCACAUGGCUUCAUAUGUCUUGUGCAAAAGUUAAACGCAAGAAUAUUCCAGAAUUUUAUUACUGCGAUGGUUGCAAAGAUAAUGGAUUUCUAUCGCCUUCAAGUAACAAUGUGAAGCUUUCGUCAGUUUCCUCUGGCGAAGAAGUAAUUAUGGAUAUUCCUAAAAAUAAUUAUCAACAAGAUGCUAUGAAUUCAAAAAACACAAGUUCUGAUGGUUUCAUUGCAAGAAAUCAAAAUCAAAACCCAACUAUCACAAAAAAAAACAAAAUUAAAAAAUCAAAGAUGAUAAAAAGAAAACUGAACUCCAGUUUAUUGAUGAGCACUAAUGAUUAUAAUGUUAAGAAUAAUUCUAGUGAUACUGAGUAUUUGUCUGGUGUCAGUUUAAAGCGAAAAUUAAAGAAAAUACAUCAUAAAUCAAAUGCAACAACGAAAAAAAGUCAACCAAAACUAACAAUAUCAAAUGCUUAUACAAGCACAGUUGAAACAACAGUUCCAUCGCUUACAGAGUUCUCAAUAAACCAUCAAGUCUCGACAGUAAACAAUAUAAUGUAUUCCAAAGGAGAUGAGGACUACGGAAAUUCAUCAGUCAAAUUAUUGAAAAAAAUACCUAUUCUUACAAAUAAUAACAUUUACAACAAUGUUUCUGAAACUCAUGGAAUUGUGAGCACUGCAACUAAUGCAGACGGAAUUAACAAACGCCUGAAACUGCUUUAAUCAAUGGAAAAGGGAUUUUUUCUUCUCUGAGCUCUUAUUUGAAUCAAACGGAAAAACGAAAAAAAUAAGAAUAAAGUAUGCAUCUGGUAAAUUCUUCCACUAGAAAUCUCCAACAACUCAAAGUCGCUUUAUCAUAUGAGGAUAAAAUGGGUAUUUAAACAAAGUGAAAAGAGCCAAAAUUCCUAUUUCGUAUGAAAUUAAAAAAAAAAGUUUCAGCAUGUUAGUUUUUAUAAUUUGUUCUUAACUCAGUCGUGAGUUUGUAUAAUUUGAACCUGUAAAGUUAAAUUGAAAAUAUUAAUUUUUGUUGAUAAAAUUGUCCAAAACUGUUUUUGAUAUUUAGGAUUGAGAUAGUUCUGUGUCAUUUUAUGAGAUCUUUUUAAUAGUAGGUACUUGAGUCACAACUGUGGAACCUUUUUUUAGAAACCUAUGCUAACAGUCGUAUUCUUUAAAAAAGAUAAUAAUAAUAAAAACAUUUUAAUUUAGAAUAUGUUCGCUGGGAAUUAAAUCUUUUUGUGAAUAGCAAAAUCAGUCCAAAUUGAAUUUCAAAUACAUUUGUAUGAGAUAUUUUGAAUGAAAAAUGUAAUCCUUGCUAGGAGACUGUGAAGAUAUCGUUGCCCUGUUUGUUCACAAAUCAUUUUCGUAAUACAAGAAAUCAAAAUUUAUUAAGUGAACAUUGUUUGUCGUUUGAAUCUUUUAACAUUUUUGCGAACAAGCAUGCCCAGCAACUCUUUUUGAAUUUUCACAUACAAUUUUUGCAUACAAUUUUUCUAAGCCUAUACAAAAUGCGCUCACUAGAUAAAAAAUCUAUAAAUAUCAAUACAAAUCGAUUGAAAAAUUAUUGUUCGCAAAGCUGAACGUUUUCAAAAUCUGAGCGAGAAAAUGUAAGUUUUUAUGAUUUUCUUGAAGGAGACUCUAUGGUUUAGGUUCAAAAGUCAAUAAGCUCUAACUUUCAAAAACCUCCACGAUAUAAAUUCUUCGUUCGUCCGGAAUAAGAAUUUAAUUUUUUUGUUUUAGUGAAG